Messenger RNA from Pocillopora damicornis (cauliflower coral), 2522 nucleotides. Its product is annotated as SANT and BTB domain regulator of class switch recombination. Lineage: Eukaryota; Metazoa; Cnidaria; Anthozoa; Scleractinia; Pocilloporidae. The record is from RefSeq and is a predicted model, not a curated record.
UACAAGAUGGCGUCCCUCUAAGUGACCUUUCAAAAAUUCUGCUUCUAAUCGUGAUCAAAAGCCGAUGCGAUGCUUUUUCAAUGAUUUAGUGUGUCAGCAAUGGAAUGGUCCAAAGGAAGAGUAGUUUUGAGCACUAGAAAGUGGUAAUAUUUUCCCAAUCAUUUCUGCAACGCCUCUUACCGCUCUAGCUUUUUUGUUGGAUUUGAAUCCUUAAAAUGGCACAGAAUUUGGCGGUAGAUUUGAUGUUGAGGACUUUGAUGAGUUCCCUUGAGUUCAGGGAAUCGGAAAACAAAAACUGGGAAGGAGUAGCCAAGCUAAUUCCUGGAAGCUCUGCACAACAGUGUGCAAAAAGAUGGGCAGAAAUCCAGCAAACCUCAACUUCACAGCAUUCAUCUUCAGACUCCAGACACCUCUCCAAAUUAUUAAACUCUGUUUUGCAUUUUGCUGAUGAAAAAGAAUUAACGAAUGAGACUGUGCCAAAGGACAUAAUAAGGAGUGACCCACAAUCAGCUUCAGUUAAAACCAACAGCUCUCUAGGUCAACAACUUCAAACCAAUCUGGAAGCAGGACUUAACAAAAGGACAUCAGAGGCAACUUCCUAUGUAGAAAGUGGUGAAGAAUCAUUGUCAAAGCAGAAAUCAGUUCUCAGACAACCUUCAAGAUCGGCCUUGUCACAAGCUUCAAAUCUGGAAUCAUUACAAGGGCCUAACAUGGUUAUCCAUGUGUGUGAUGAAAGCAAGAACUUAAAACAAGACUUCACAUGCCCAAGGGACUUGCUGAUAAGUGAGAUGAGAUAUUUCGCUGAGUAUUUGUCAGUGGAAGCCCAACGAUGGGAGGAGGUUGACAUUUCUGUUCAUUGUGAUGUGCAGAUCUUUGAUUGGCUGAUGAAGUAUGUUAAAAGACGGCUUCCAGAUAAGAGCAAAUCCAGGACUGAGGAAAAGAAACCCAAACUUGAACCAAACAAUGUCAUAUCCAUCUUGAUAUCUUCAGACUUCUUAAAGAUGGAUGCGCUGGUAACCGAGUGCAUCCGCUACUGUCAUCAGAAUAUGUCAGCCAUUGUAGCCACACCCUGUAAUAUGAACUGUAUUAAUGACAAGUUGGUCACUAGAAUAGCAAAGCUGUUUAACCAUAAUGAGUUAGAAGCAAUCAAGGAUCGAAAGGACAAAUUUAAAAGCAAACUGUUUUGCAAGAAAAUCGAAGAACUGUUUGAUCCAAGGCUCCAAUCAAGUUCAUCCGCAAAUGCCAGUACUCUUUUCAGAUGCAUCGCUUGUGGAAGACUUCUGACAGCAGAAUCUCAAGGCAAACUACGAUGUGUUCCUAACAGAAUGAUGGUGAAUCAUCGAGGAAGAGUGUCUUACGUCCAUUCACGGGACUUUACCUGGGAUGUGAAUGACUACCUUCUUGGAUUAAGAGAUGAAGUUAAAUCUUGGAAAGAAGUUUACUGGAGAUUAUGGGGUGCAGUGAAUGUCCUCUAUUGUCACCGCUGCGGGAAUUAUUUCCAGUGCUCAGAGCUGGGUCACUGCAGCUAUCACCCGAUGACUGUAGAUUUUGGAAACUUGGAGUGCGCAGCGACCAAGAUAGUUGGAAUAUAUCCCUGCUGUCAGCAACGAGUAUUGCAUUUUGAUCCAUCCCUUGAAGGCACUGGCUGCUGUGUGCGUGAUCACAAACCAACGUUAAAUAAACCAGUUUCGAACACAGCGGAGAACAUGGAGAACUCAGCUGAAUCGAGCGAUAACAAGAAAGAUGACAACUUAAAAGCAGAAAACAGCGAAGGAAAUGCAAAGAACGAUAACGACGAAGGAAAAUCAUCCCAACCGGAGAAAGGAAAGUCAACAGAAGAGGAACAGAACACUGAGCAAGAACCCGAUGCUGAGGCCUCUGAAAAGUUACCUUCCGAUAAAAAUUCAGCUUCUAACGAGGAGCCAGCAAUCACCAACAAUCCAACUGUUGUAGAAGAUAUGUUUGCACAUAGGAACGCUAUCUGUAUACCAUUCCGCAGAUUAUCAAGUGCGAGGUCUUCCGAAUUGAAUGUGUUUGGUGUGGAGGAGUUAGCUUUAGCGAACAUGAAUACCAGAGACCUGGAGAGCAGCACGAGCGCCCUAUCGGACAUGAUAGACCCAAGUGAACGAAAAGUUUUAGAAUUUCCUACGGUUGGUAAAAAAAAUAUAUUUUUACUCUGGAAGGACUUUACCUGGGAUGUGAAUGACUACCUUCUUGGAUUAAGAGAUGAUGUAAAAUCUUGGAAGGAAGUUUACUGGAGAUUAUGGGGUGCAGUGAAUGUCCUUUAUUGUCACCGCUGUGGGAAUAUUUUCCAGUGCUCAGAAUUGGGUCACUGCAGCUAUCACCCGAUGACUGUAGAUUUUGGAAACUUGGAUUGCACAGCGACCAAGAUAGUUGGAAUAUAUCCCUACUGUCAGCAACGCGUAUUGCAUUUUGAUCCAUCCCUCGAAGGCACUCGGGCUCACACGCCACAAGAGAAAAGCGACAACAAACAAAAACCAAAAGAAGUAAGACUGUUAUGA